This is a messenger RNA of Solea senegalensis (Senegalese sole), 3136 nucleotides long. RefSeq names its product intestinal mucin-like protein. Gene Ontology annotation, molecular function: protein binding. Gene Ontology annotation, cellular component: extracellular matrix. The transcript has 19 exons. Lineage: Eukaryota; Metazoa; Chordata; Actinopteri; Pleuronectiformes; Soleidae. The record is from RefSeq and is a predicted model, not a curated record. The coding region runs from base 198 to 2924 and encodes 908 amino acids.
CCAGUACCACUCCUGGAGAAACGACUACAACGUCUGUGAGUACCACAACUACACCAGGCCCCAGUACCACUCCUGGAGAAACGACUACUACAGGACCAACUGGUUCAACAUCUAUUGGUCCAGUCACUCAGACAACUCCCCCUACAACUUCAGUAUGUGUCUGCAUCGUGAAUGGAACUUCUUAUAAUCCUGGUGAGAUGGUGUACAAUGUCAGUGAUGGCGGUGCGUUUUGUUAUGUUGCUACUUGUAAUGCAUCGUGCCAAAUUGUGGUGAUGAGCGAAGUUUGUGCCACAACACCUGGCACAACUACUACUGCGAUCACUACCACUACAACAGUCUCUUCCUCUACUCCCACCCCAACAACAAGCGAGUCUACAACUACCCUUGACUGCAUCUAUGAGGACCCACCAAGAAAGAACGGAGAAACCUGGAAGGUUGACAAUUGCACCACAGCUGUUUGCAGCAAUGGCCUUGUCAGUAAUAAAAGUACAGAGUGUCAAGAAGUGCAAAAACCCAUCUGUGCCAGUGGAGACGAAGCAGUCAAGGUUUACGAUGAGGACGGAUGCUGCUUCAAAUAUGAAUGUCAAUGCAUGUGCACUGUGUGGAGUGCACAAAACUACAAAACAUUUGAUGGAAAAACCUACAACUUCAACAAGAACUGCACUUACUACCUGGUCAAAGAGAGUAUUAAUCAAUAUAACCUAAGUGUUAUGGUCAAUAACCAUGAAUGUGAUCCCUCAACUGGGCAAAUAUGCCAGCAGGAUGUCAUUGUGGAGUACAAAAACACCGAGGUCCUCUUGACCCGACUGAUAUCUGACGGAACACUUGUAAAUGCAGCGUUUGUGAAUGGCAAACGUGUUUAUCCCACUUACAGGAAUAAGGACGUGAGAAUCACCGCCACAGAUUCAGUGUUGAGGUUAAGGUUAAAGAAAAUCGAUUUCAAAGUGAUCUUCAAGUGUUCAACAGUCGUCAUUCGCAUGGGCGAAGAAUUUCAAGGAAAGACUGAGGGACAAUGUGGAACCUGUGACAACAUCCAGUCCAACGACUGUCGAUCUCCCAACGGUCAGGUGGAAGACUGCCAAGACUCUGCUGAGGACUGGGCUGUCCCUGGUCAAGACUGUAUAACCACCACGACUGUCCCAACAACACCCAUAACCACCGUCCCACCUUCAACAACACUGUCCACAUGUAGACCUGCCAUCUGUGACCUCCUUACCUCCAGUGUGUUUGCACCAUGCAAUGAAUACAUCUCCCCAGGACCCUUUGUGGCAACCUGUCAAUCUGACAUCUGUAACUACAAUAAUCAUACUUGCGAAAGCCUCGACGCCUACGCCACAGAGUGUGCCAGCGAAGGAUACUGCAUUGAUUGGAGGAAUUCGACCAACGGACAGUGCGAAAUCAAGUGUCCAAAGAACCAAGUGUACAAGGCGUGUGGUACCACUAUGGAGCCUACAUGUGACCAAAGAUACAACGACAUGAACCAGGCCAAUUCAACCACAGAGGAGAAAUACGAGGGCUGCUUCUGCAUUGAGGGCACCACAUUAUUCAACCCAGUCCAUGACAAAUGCGUUAAUGCCUGCAAUUGUGUUGGACCUGAGGGAGAACCCAAAGAAGUUGGUGAAACCUGGACAAAUAACUGCAAAGAAUGUGUGUGUGACAAGGACACCCUGAGCGUCCAGUGUGAGCCUGUUCAAUGCCAAAUACAACCGACCCCCAACUGCUCUGAGGCAUACCAGCUGGUCAAUAGGACAGUGGACUGCUGCACUGAGGAGCUGUGUGUUCCUAAGGACGUAUGUGUGUACAACAUGACGGUGUACAAGCCUGGUGAAAAGAUACCAACUCCAGAAACACCAGGGCCAACAACCACCACCACACAACCAGAAACAACCUCACCACCCGGACAAACAACCACAACAGCCCCAUCGGGAGGACAAACAACGACAACAGCCCCAUCGGGAGACAACAGCCCCAUCGGGAGGACAAACAACGAUAACAGCACCAUCGAGGACAAACAACGACAGCACCAUCAGGACAAACAACACAACAGCACCAUCGGGAGGACAAACAACCAUAACAGCACCAUCGAGGACAAACAACAGCACCAUCAGGACAAACAAACAGCACCAUCAGGAGAAACAACAGCACCAUCAGGACAAACAACAACAUCAGGAGGACAAACAACAACAGCACCAUCAGGAGGACAAACAACAACAGUAUCACCUUUGUCUACUACACCAUUUGUUCACAAACCUGGGCCCUGCCAGGAGUGUUACUGUGGACCUAAUAAAGAUCCCGUCACUGGGUUGAACAUGAUUGGAUGCCAGCCUGUUGUCUGCAACACCAGCUGCUCUGAGGGUUACGAGUAUAUUCCUGAUCCUGAGAAGUGCUGCGGGAGCUGCGUUCAGAAGAACUGUAUUCAUGAAUUCGAUAAUGGCACAGUCAUUGUUAUGGAGCCCAACACCAGUUAUGUGCCGCCGGAAGACAAGUGUACGGAGUAUCAAUGUACAAAAGUCAACGGAAAGAUUAAGGUCACUGUGAUUCAGAAAACCUGUCCUCCUUUCAACCCCCUGGACUGUGAACCUGGCACUGAGACGACCGAUGCUAACGGAUGUUGCAGAUCUUGUAAGAUCAGGACCAUCUGUGAGCUCAAGACUACUGAGACCUACAUCAAAGUGAAUGACUGCACCAGUGAUCAGAUGGUCAGUUUGUCACACUGCGCCGGACUGUGUGGAAGCACAUCCAAGUAUUCUGCAGCAGCUAACAAAAUGAUGCACAAGUGCGAGUGUUGCCGGGAGGACGAAACCGAACAGAAAGAGGUGAACAUGAACUGCAACGAUGGCUCCAAGAGGAAGCACACCUACACCAAGGUGAAGUCAUGCAAAUGCACCGUGGCAGAGUGUGUGCCAGGGAGCGGGGGCAAGUAACAGCCCCGGCGGGAGCAUACCCGCCGUGGCUCCUGACUGAUCACUGGACUGACUUCCCUCCGAACACGAUACAAGUCUUAAUUUUAAAUCUUUAAACUUUUCUCAGAUUUUUGUUGUAUUUAUAGCUCAACAUGCUACACUGAUUAAAACUUCCUUCAUCUCAGGAUUUUUCUUCACUGAAAGUAAUUAAAAUUAUAUUCCUGCAAUACAAA